UGUAAAGCUUGGAGUCACUCCACGGCAGUCCAGAGAGACUCUUUCUACUCAGGACAGAGAGAGAGGCAAAUCUGACAAUUACCUGGACCAAGCAGCAGAAGGCAUCUUGUCCAGCCCAAUCCCCCCAAUGCAGUUCCCACACUUUGAGAAGAGCAGACACACAGCCACCCCUGGGUCUCGAGAGCAGGACAUGGGCCCCCUUCAUGUCUCCAAAAGACACCGUAAACUGCUGAAAACCAGUCCCCCAAUCAGUCACAGCAACAGUAAUAUUUCCCCAUCCUCAAUUGCCUCAGGCUCUCUUUCCCAUGACAACCGGAAAACACUCUCUGAUAUUAUGGAAGCCCGCCGGAAACUGAUGAAGGAGAUGUGUGCUAAGUACAAAAGCAGCAUCUCCAGGACUAUCACACGUCAUCACGUGAAUAAUCUCUAUGUGGAGGACCGGUACAAGUUGUUGUACUGCCAGGUGCCAAAGGCAGGCUGUUCUAACUGGAAGAGGACCCUGAUGGUGCUGGCAGGCCAGGCCUCCAAUGUUCAAAGUAUUAAACAUGACACAGUCCACUAUGGCAACCAUCUCAAGACGCUAGACAGCUUUGACCGACAGGGAAUUAUGCACCGACUGGAAACCUACACCAAAGUUAUGUUUGUCCGAGAACCCUUGGAGAGGAUGGUGUCGGCUUAUAGGGACAAGUUUGAAAAUCCAAACAACUAUUACCACUCAUUGUUUGGUAAACCUAUAAUCUCCAAGUACAGGGUGAACCCAUCCUGGACAGCCCUGAAGACAGGCAAUGGAGUCACAUUCAAGGAGUUUGUCCAGUACCUACUUGAUGUCCACCGGCCCGUAGGAAUGGACAUUCACUGGGACCAGGCAAACCAGCUCUGCAACCCUUGUCUCAUAGACUAUGACUUCAUUGGCAAGUUUGAGAACAUGGACGAAGAGUCCAACUUUCUCUUGCGAUUGAUUGGGGCACCACCCAACCUCACGCUGCCUAGUUUUAAAGAUAGGAACCCAACUGACAAGAGGACCUCUAUGCAGAUUACACAAAAAUACUUCUCGCAAGUCAGUAAGUUGGAGAGACAGCGAGUUUAUGAUUUCUACUUCAUGGACUAUCUGAUGUUUAACUACUCCAAGCCUUUUAAUGAUUUAUACUGACUUACUCCUAUCAAAACACUUGACAGUUACAUUCCACUGUCUACAUCUCUACCAUGACAGUAACCUUAACAUAAAGAAGCUCACUCACGUUCUCAUAUGGACCUUUGCAUCUAAGCAGAGAAAUCAGAGAGAUCAAACCUCUACUGAAUUUCGCAAAGUCUGCCUUUUAUGAAUACAUUUCUAUCAGAUUAUCUUCAUUUUUAGACAGCUAUGAGAUGAAAAGGUUCAUGAUGUGAUGUUGAAAUUGUCCAGAAAUGCAAGGUAUUUAUUCACUUUUAGAAAAUGGUGAGGUAGAAUUUUAAAAUUACAAAUGUUAUGUUUCUAAAAAAAGUUUAUUGUUGUUCAACAGGCUUUAAAUUAUGCCUUACUGUGAGUCAAAUAGCAUUUGCAAAUGUGUUUUAUCAUUUAAUUCAACAUAAAUGCCACAUACAGGGACUAUUUAAUAUAGAUUCCAAUUACAUUCCUAAUUUUUAGUAUACAGUCUGUUGUAUGAGACCCUACCACCUACCUUUGGAGUAACCAUAGCACAACAUGUUAGAAUAUAGUUUCUUUAGUCUUUGAUUGACCAUAUCAUUGACUGAUAAAACAAUUUUUUCUUAAUUUGAAAUAUUUGCAUUUACUAUUUGACUUACAGCAAGAAAGGCAUCAGUAUACCUCUAUGUAUCAGUGCAUACUAAUACAGAUAUUGCAUAUAAAUGGUUUUACUAAACUUAAAGCAUAACAAAGUGAAACACUAUAAAACAGUAUAAAUCUUGAAAAUGUGUCAAGUGCUUCACACUCUGAUGCUGUGUGCACUCAUUGUAGCAUUUUUGUACUUCUAACGUUGUCUGUUGGAUUUUUGCUUUAGUCUGACACAUUCACUGCUGUAGGUCCCCAAUCACUAGAGGUACUUACUUGGGUUGUUACAUGCAGGACAUGCAGGUUCUUGCAGGGUCCAAAGUGUUGCUGCCAGUAUCUCUUAAUACAUGUUUGUGAUACUAAUCAUUCAGUUUCUCGUAAACAGCAUUGCCAACCUAAUCACAAAAAACUGUCAAAAAAAACAGCACCACAAAAACAGCUUUUUAGAUUUGGUAUUAUAAUAGACUGAUAAUGUAUGAUCUGGGUGUUUCAACGGGGAUGAGAAAAAGAGGAGAGGGCGCCCACACUUCCCCAUGUAUCAUACCAAACAUCCCUCAAACAGCUAUCACUUACAGAUCUCACACUGUCAGUAACUCUGUACCCUCUGUAUGUAUUACAUCUCUUCUACUCCACUCUAUAGGCUUUUUUUUUUACACUAAUGUGUAAAAUUGUACAAUGGGCAUUCAGAUGACUAUAUAUUUUUCUAUGUAUUUCUAAAAUAUAUAUAUAUAUAUAUAUAUUCAGUGCCUCUUGGUGAAGGUAUGUUUUUUUCCUUUUUGAUGUCAUUGAUUGUUUUUUCAGUAAUAACAGUGUAGAGUGUCAUGUAACUGAAGAGUUUUUUUUCCAAAACAAAAUAUCCAACAGCUAAAAACCACUUUCAAGACACUAAAUUACUGAAAAUAUAACAAUACCAUUCAAAAUGCUGAUUAGUCUGAUUAACGAAUAGAUACCAUUGGAUGCUUUGGAGGUAACAAACAUAUUUUUGGAUAUACAAAAUUUUGGAAAUCAGCUCUUUAAUUACUUAUCCCCGAUCUGUUUGGUCUCUCAUUAGGAUAGUAGACCGUGUAAAGAUGAGCUGCAUUGCACCUAGUUACUAAUCCUGGCUAAUGACAUCUUUACCCAUAGCAACCCCACUAAGUGUGCCUGUAUGUGCCUGUGUGUGUGUGUGUGUGUGUGUGUGUGUGUGUGUGUGUGUGUGUGUGUGUGUGUGUGAUACUGAUUAAGCUGUUUUGAUGUUUUACAAUCUUUUUUCCCCCACAUAUUCCCAACACAUCACCCAGCUAGCACUGAAGUCAUAAACCUUUCUUCUUCAGUACCACCUGAUUCAGGUCAGACCGCAUAACAAUGGCCACUGGAAACUGCACAGAGACCGGCAAUUCCUGAGCAUUCAAAUUUAAACAAUGUUAAAUUAGGGAUCUAUCACAACCCUUUAUUAGAUUAAAUAUGUCUAAGAUACUGUUAAGUAUGAUUGAAUAUAUGGUAAAACGACACAGAACCAAUCAGCAAACUAAUUAUUAACUGUAAAUCUUCAAGGCUAUACUGACUGAAGGUAUCCCCAAAUGAAAGAGUGAAAGAGUUUGUAUCCUCUUGGGUCAGUUUAUGCUCACUGUAGAGGGAGUGCAAUAAAGACACAAUUAAAUAUGAUGAUUAUGAUACCAAAGUAAUAAAUAGAAAUACCCUGAUCACACAAAAUACAACGUAAGAUAACACAUUUGUCUACAAUCAAAGUGGGUAACAGUGUACUUUUUUAUGAGGCCACGAUGCAAAGAUGAACUUGAUCUCCUGUGAUGCUGGUCUCCUAAGUAGCAGUUACUAUUCAGCUCUCUGCUUUGCAGCUCACUGAAAGUGUGUUUUAUGUGACAAAAUACUUCAUAAAGCGAUGUAUUUGCCUAUGAGUAAAGGGAAAUUUAUAUUAUUUAAAUAUAUACACACUAUAAUCAACUUUUGAAGAGUUUUGAGAAUUUAAGUGGUAUUACACUUUCACGGUGAAGGUAAUUGUAUGAACUUUUGUCAGUAUAGUGUGUUGGCUUUUGCAAUUCCAAAAUCUUCUAGAUUGUGGUCUGAUUCUUUGUAGGUAUAGCUAAUCUCUGUCCAAACAGUUAUUGCAUUAUGAUGAGUAGUACUCGCCCCCCAGCUAAUUAAGCUUUCUUGGUAUGUGGGCGUAUGGACAGACUACAGUAACAAGUGAAUGUAUAACUGUUCAUCAUUGGUGCAAAAGUGUGUAGAACAUGUUCUUAAGCCCUUUGCCUUAUUUUACACUGCCAAAUCAAAUGGUGUAUUUCAGGAAGACAUUCUUCAGGUGGUCAUUAUUGCUGGCUGAUGAGUGUCUACUAAUAAAUUGUCUUUAGCAUUUUCA
Messenger RNA from Lates calcarifer (barramundi perch), 4124 nucleotides. RefSeq names its product carbohydrate sulfotransferase 8-like. The transcript has 2 exons. The coding region runs from base 128 to 1150 and encodes 340 amino acids. The record is from RefSeq and is a predicted model, not a curated record. Gene Ontology annotation, biological process: proteoglycan biosynthetic process; carbohydrate biosynthetic process. NCBI's taxonomy places the organism in Eukaryota, Metazoa, Chordata, Actinopteri, Centropomidae. Gene Ontology annotation, molecular function: sulfotransferase activity. Gene Ontology annotation, cellular component: membrane.